This is a messenger RNA of Myotis brandtii (Brandt's bat), 2955 nucleotides long. It is a transcript of the gene CD160, whose product is annotated as CD160 molecule. The record is from RefSeq and is a predicted model, not a curated record. Gene Ontology annotation, molecular function: transmembrane signaling receptor activity. NCBI's taxonomy places the organism in Eukaryota, Metazoa, Chordata, Mammalia, Chiroptera, Vespertilionidae. Gene Ontology annotation, biological process: regulation of adaptive immune response. The transcript has 4 exons. The coding region runs from base 257 to 1072 and encodes 271 amino acids. Gene Ontology annotation, cellular component: plasma membrane.
CACUUCUCUGCUAGUGAAGACAAUGGGUGGCGUCCUGCAAAUGACCAAUAAACAUCUGAUGAGAUCUUCACCCUCACCAGUCAUGGGAAUGCCAAAUAAAACCUAGUUUUUCAUCCCUCACAUUGGCAAAAUGUAAAAGAUAUAACAUCCAGUGCUGGCCAGCACAUAAAGAAAUGUAGAUUUUCAAAUAUUGUUGUUGAACAUCUGAAUCUCAACUACUUUUUAGAGAGGAAUUUGAUAAUAUAUAGACAUUUUAAUGUUCAUAUUCUUUGACCCAGAAAUCCAAUUUAACUUAAAAAAAUCUGAAAAUACAGCUUUUCGUGUCUCUCUCCUCCACCACCCCUCCACCUCCCUCAGAGUCGCGCCGACAGAAGCCAGGGCCUCAACCAGGGAGUGGCUGUGGAGCUGCCGCGGCCUCGUCAGGGCUCCCUCUGUGCUUCCAGGAGAGCGAGGCCAAGGACAUCAGCAGAGCCACCUGCUUCGAGUUCCUGAGCUGCUGACAACCUGCAGGACGCCGAUGGCCUCUGGCAGAGGCUGCUGGGCCCUGGCCACUCUGCUGGCAAUUGUGGACAUCGAGCUUGGCGGAUGCAUGCGCCUCCUCAGCUCAGCUUCCCAGGAAGGAAAGCGACUAAGCUUAAUCUGUACCUUGAGGCAUACGAACGAAGAGGCUGAGGGGGCCAUCGUGUUUCUGUGCAAGGACAGGCCUUCGGACUGUUCCCCUGAGACCAGCUUGAAGCACCUGAGGCUGAGACGCUCGCCUGAGAUGGAUGGUGCCAGUGAGAGAUCAUCUCAGUUGGAGGUCACCCUAACCGAAGCCACACCAUUGGCCAGUGGGACCUACCAGUGUUGUGCCAAAAGCCAGGCGCCAGAAAUCCUCCUUCAAGGUCAUUUUCUCUCCGUUUCAGUCACAGAGACAGGGAACUACACAGUGACGGGAGGGAAACUAACAGGACAGCAGGAGUCCAGCCAUGGUAACGGCCCUCUCCACAGUAAAGGCCCUCUCAGUCCAAGCGCCCUGCAAGAGGUCUUGGUGAUGCUGGCCACCAGCCUGAUGGUCCUUCAAGCUCUGUAAGAGCUUCCUGCCAGAAGAAAUCUUUUUAAAAAUCACAGCAAGAUAAAUAUGUUUACCUUGGAAUCUUUCACAUUACAACAUGGGCACAGGGGAACGUGCCAAGAACCUGGGGAAUAUAAAAUGGGACAAAUGAGUGGAUCCCUUGACCUCCCCUACUUACUUCCAGGGCGAACCUGCCUUCUUCACAACUCAGUCACAGUGAGGGAGAGAGCAGCUCUCACAGUGGCUGGGGCAGUGCCCACUCAGACACGGGAUAAGUCCAUGUGUUUGUGUCCCCAGAAGAACUUUUCCUCGGUGCCCCCCCCCCCGCGCCCCCAAACACAGUAAAAGAAGCAAGUCAAACCAAGUGAGAACACCAAUUUUGGGGGGAGAAAUUGUUAUUUACCACUGAAGGAAAGAAAGAAGAAAUAAGCAAAAGAGAGGUAGGAGAGGAAAGAGACCCAGACCCAGUGUCUCAACUCUGCAUGAACAUAGAGAAAAUGAAGAGAGCACCUGGUGUAGACAGCAAUCCACACCGCACUGAUGGACGAAGAUUUGUGCAGACCAGAUGCGCCACGGAUCACAACUGUCUACCUUCAGCGAAGUACUUACCAACAUCUUCGGUCAUUUCUCUUUUUAUAAAAAUGCCCAAAGCAGUAUUUGCAUCUUUUCUCCUAAAUUCACAAACCCUCUUUCUCUUUAAACAGAUGACCUCUUGUCAUAGUUAAGCAAGGAGGUGGGAGGCGGGGGGAGGGGGGGAAGGAUAUGCCUGACAGGAAGAACUACAUGAAUAGAGAGGUACGAACACAAUUUCACUGGAACUAAAUAGCCAACUAUCGAAAGGAAACACCUUACCUGAUUUUGGAUUUUGUUUUAUAAGGUAAAAAAACUAGGCAUGGAGUCCAAAGACCUGCUCUGCAACAUACCAGCUGUGUGUAUUUGGGCAAGUGAAGUUCUGAAAUGUAUCUUUCAAAUAAGUCAAUACUGUGUUUCAACUGGAUGAGGAUUCUGGUGUGACUAAUAAAGACAAAUUGAUUUAAAAAUAUUACUGAAAUCUUAGUAGCUUUUUGUGAUGUAUUUAUUCGCUAAGAUACUGAAGAUACAACUCUCAUCUCAUUGGGAAGGAAUCUAGUACCGUUUGGACCUUAAAAAAUAGUACAUCUUAUUAGAAAAUGUGAAGAACCACAAGCCUGCAUCCCGUAAUUCACAGAUAGAAGUAUCCUAGCUGAGAGAGGAAAGGCAACAUGUGGACUCCACUUCGUGGACCCCUUCUAAGUGUAAUCAGCAAGACGAAGUUCUCAUGUAUAAGAUCGUAGAGUUGGAUGCAUGUAAUUCCAUUGUCUGGCAGGUAUGAGAUGAAAACCUCAAUGUCCUUUGGAUAAGAGAAGGGCUCUACUUUGGCCCUGAGAAACCUCUCCAGCGGUACACAAUGCACUCUACCCGUUCUAGUUUAAACCCCUGAGUGGCCUGUGGGGCCCAGCCGGAGUGCUGAGACUCAGACAUUACUACAAGCUACCAUUUCCUCCCACAGGACAGCCACCUGGAAUUUUUAACCCAUCAAGCCUUCCCCCCAACUCCCUGCACCAGAACUCAUGCGAGAUUCAUUUUGGAAACUUGCAGUAAGAGAACUCUGUCCUGCCGGUCCCCCUAACUCCCAAAUCUCCGCUGGUUUAUUCUUGUAAACAGCACUCUGGUCUUCCCACCUCUCCAUCAGCGGUCAAACAGGGUUUCCCUCUAGCAUCAUCUGUUACCACCCUCCUCCUUUUCCUCCUAAAACCUGUUGUCUUCACAGAUGUCAGUGGCCUGCCUAGAGCAGCUCUAACAACCAACUCUGAAGUGCCCUUCACCUCCAAAACCCCAGACGCUGCUGUUAUUGUUUAUAACAGACACAGAUUCAUUCCCCC